AGCGCUCUAAGGCUCGGCCUUCACAUCAACUUCCACCAGAUUUGUUUCAUCCAAAUUUUCUUCUUCCAGCAUUUGCUCAAGGGAUGCACCACCAUCUGCUCACAUCCACACGGAUGAUCAUUGCAAGACAAGACGAACGUACAUGGACAGUGGACAACACAAUGGAAAUGCAAGGGAAGUCAAUGACAAUACGAAGGAACUUGCUCAAAAACUGAAAGAGGAAGUGAAAAUGAUGUUCCAAUCAUCAAUCAAUAUCAAACACAAACUAAACCUGAUUGAUUCACUUCAACGUUUCAGUGCAUCCUAUCUUUUCCAACAAGAAAUUAACAAUCUAUUGGAACAAAUUCACCACAGUUUUAUAAAAGAUAACACCAUCGUUGAAGAUAAUAAUUAUCACUCUCUUGCUCUACUAUUUCGUUUGAUUAGACAACAGGGAUAUCGAAUUUCAUCAGAUAUAUUUAAGAAACUCAAAAAUGAGCAAGGAAACUUCAACGAAACUCUAGGCAAUGAUGUUGAAGGGCUGUGUAGCUUGUAUGAAGCUGCACAAAUGAAAACUCAUGGAGAUGAUAUACUAGAAGAUAUGUGUGACUUCUCAGAGACUCAUCUUAAAUCCUUGGUCACCCAACUGGAACCAUCUCUUGUUGCACAAGUCAACCAUUGCUUAAACCACCCUCUUAAUAAGAGUGUGACUAGGUUUGAGGCAAAGUAUCACAUCUCUGUGUAUGAAAAAGAUUGCUCCCAUGAUGAAACUUUGUUGACAUUUGCAAAAGUGAAAUUCAAUAUUCUUCAACGAUUACAUCAAACAGAAAUUGGGUCUAUCACCAAGUGGUGGAAAAAGUCAAACUUUGAGCAAAAGGUUCCUCACGCUAGAAACAGAAUUGUUGAGUGUUAUCUUUGGUUGUUGGCUAUGUCGCACCUGCCUGAAUAUAGUAAUGGAAGAAUCAUUGUGGGAAAAUUGGCUUCUGUUAUUGCUCUUCUAGAUGAUACUUAUGACGCUUAUGGAACUUUUGAGGAACUUCAACUCUUUACAGAAGCAUUUCAGAGAUGGGAUAUCAGACUCACCGAAUCCCUUCCACAGUCCAUGAAAGUAAUAUUUGAAGCAAUUAUAGAACUGUGUGAAGAAGUAGAAGAGUUGACAACUGAGAGUGGAAACUCCAACUUUGUUGUGCCACAUUUCAAACAAGCUAUUUGCAGCUUAGUAAAAGGUUACCUGGUUGAAGCUAAAUGGUGCGAUGAGGGAUACAUUCCAACUUAUGAUGAAUAUAAAAUCAAUGGAAUGUUUACUUCCUGUUGUCCCAUUUUGUCUACAACGUUUGUUGGCCUUGCAAACUUUGCAACAAAAGAUGUAUAUGAUUGGAUUUUGAGUAAUCCACAUAUACUUAGAGCUGCAUCAGUUAUUGCUAGAGUCUUCAAUGACAUGGCCUCACAUAGGUUUGAACAAGAAAGAGUACAUGUUGCAUCAGCUGUUGAAUGUUGCAUGAAGGAAUAUGGUAUUCCGCAAGUAGACGCGUAUAAGUUCAUUCACAAGGACAUUGAUGAUUGUUGGAAUGUUGUAAAUGAAGAGUUCCUCAAAUCAAAUGAUAUCCCAAAUAUUGCACUUGAUUGUAUAGCUAAUUUUGCACGCAUGGCUGAGUUUUCGUAUGAAAAUCACAAUGAUAAAUUCACUGAUGGAGAAUUACUCAAAGAUUAUGUAUCUUCAAUUCUUGUGGAUCCCUUCUGUCUCGAUCAAACCGUGAUAUGAGAAACUAUUCCACAUAUACACAAAUUUUAUUAUCUUUAAAGCUAUGUAUUACCAAGCAUAAAUAAGAGUCAAAUGUGAGUAUGAAAGUGGAAUCGUCCUACAUGAAAGGCUCAACGUGUGAGCUGUGAUGAAGAACGUUGUUUGUUGUAAUGUUUGUGUGUGUCCUUUGCUUAAUUUUCAAUAAUGUUUAACUAUUUUAAUUUUGUACAA
Messenger RNA from Vigna angularis (adzuki bean), 1951 nucleotides. RefSeq names its product probable terpene synthase 2. The transcript has 7 exons. Gene Ontology annotation, molecular function: magnesium ion binding; terpene synthase activity. Bases 143 to 1741 code for a protein of 532 amino acids. NCBI's taxonomy places the organism in Eukaryota, Viridiplantae, Streptophyta, Magnoliopsida, Fabales, Fabaceae. Gene Ontology annotation, biological process: diterpenoid biosynthetic process. The record is from RefSeq and is a predicted model, not a curated record.